AUGGAUGCGCACGUCAAGCCGUCGCCGCGACUCUGCAAAAACAUCCUCAUCCGAGCCAUGGCCGCCACCGCGCCCCCGCGCCUCAAGCCGCACGAGCACGCAGACUUGACGACCUUCUGCGAUAUCCUGCACCUGGUGCACCACCGCAAUCUGAACCAGCACCGCCACAGCAUCUGGUGGCGCAGCUUCUCCGUCUUCCGCCGUGAGCUGUCGCACUUCGUCGCCGAGUACAACACCUACCAGCCACCAGCCGCCACGGACCUGACGCCCCCGGCCCCAAAGCCCUCUGCUAAAGCCUCCAGAUUGGCGGCGAGGCGCGCGGCUGCGAGACUGGACGCGUGGAGGCGACAUCACGUGCCGAGAUGGUAUCUCGCUUUUGCCGACGUCAUUGCCUCGACGCAGUUCUCUGCCCUUGGGUUGGCCUUGCUGGCCGUCCUGGCGCGUGUCACGCAGGUCACGGGCAUCACGGCUGCCUAUGAGGACGAAGCGGAGCAGGCCAUGCAGGCUGCUCUGCGCGAGCUUGCAGCUAUGGAUGCAAAGCGACUGGUGGGUGCCAUUCAGGCGAAUGAAGGUGCAUCACUGGAGGGAGACGGCGUGGCUGCUGAGGACUUGGGAGAAGCUGUGGGCCGGCGGGAAGAUUUGGGGGAGGUGGUCGGCAGGGAUACUGACGGUGAAAAGGGCGAUGACGCUACCGCGGUCGGGCCCGGUUUACAAAUGAAGAGAGGCAUGAAGGGUGAUGUGAUGGAGCUGCCGUCGUCGAAGCCUAUUGUAGUGUUGGACGCGAUGCGGAAGAAGAAAAAGGAGAAGAGAACAGCAGAGCCGGAGCCGGAGCCGGAACCUGAACCUGAGGCCAAGGGGCCACCGAAGAAGAAGAAGAAGACGAAGAAGAGCAAGGCCAGCGCCAUCGACGACCUGUUCGCCGGGCUGUAG
Messenger RNA from Diplodia corticola, 930 nucleotides. RefSeq names its product ribonuclease mrp protein subunit rmp1 protein. Gene Ontology annotation, cellular component: ribonuclease MRP complex. The coding region runs from base 1 to 930 and encodes 309 amino acids. The transcript has 2 exons. Gene Ontology annotation, molecular function: rRNA primary transcript binding. The record is from RefSeq and is a predicted model, not a curated record. NCBI's taxonomy places the organism in Eukaryota, Fungi, Ascomycota, Dothideomycetes, Botryosphaeriales, Botryosphaeriaceae. Gene Ontology annotation, biological process: nuclear-transcribed mRNA catabolic process, RNase MRP-dependent; maturation of 5.8S rRNA from tricistronic rRNA transcript (SSU-rRNA, 5.8S rRNA, LSU-rRNA).